UCGCAGAAUGGAGUGGUGUUGUUGAAGAAAGAACGGCAAAAGUGAAAAUAAGUCCCGUAAUAAUGCAAGCCUCGUAAGGCCCUUCCGUACGCAGCUAGAUACUAGUACAAAUGUGGCAAAACUAUAGUUUCGCGUUGGAAAUUUGCGAUUCCGGAGUAUGAGACGCGGAUAUAUUUACAAGGUGUCAGCUUAAAUGUACAGGAAUACACUAAUCCUAAUAGUGCAGCGAAGAUGUUUACGAAAAAGUCCAACAUUGAUCUAAAAAAGUCGACAGCAAAAAUUCAAGACAGCAAGAAGGAUUCCACGGCACGAUUGCGACAUUUGAAAACGAUUUUAGAACACGUGGACAGUGAGGAGGCCAAAAAUCUGUUCGAAGCGAACUACAGCCAUGUCUAUUACAUUCUGUACGAUACCUUCGUACAAGCGGAAACUAAUCUACGCCAACGAGAACAAUCAUUCCACAUCGCAUGCCCCGGUUUGCUUCAAUCCUCUCUACUGAUUGCAGUCAACGUCCACAAAACGCACCGCGAGGAACUGGAUGGAUCUUUGUGGUUGUUAAGCAAGAUCCUGUGCCUGCUGCCGGAGCUGAUCGCUCGCCGUUGGCAGGUUCACUCGCUCGGGCGAAUUCUAGCCAAGCUGCUGCACUAUGGCAACAGUGUCAAACUGCGCAAGGAGGGCGUCCGGUACUUUAUGCUGUGGUACCAGGCACUGGGUGACAAUGCGCCCCCGUUCGUGCACGGUAUGUUCACCGAGUUGGUCCCCGGACUGACGGUGCCUCAGAAGGGCAAGGUGGGUCCCCUAUCGUCGGAGUCGGAAUUUAUCGCAACGGACGUCCUCAAUCAUCCAAACAUGAAGGGAGAACUAGGCGGAUCAGUUUUUCAUGACACUGGAGCGCAUCCAGUAAAGUCGCCAGAGAUUCAACCGCUGAUUCCACCCGGUUCAAACGAGAGAACAGCCGCGCCUGACCCGCGCGAUGGAUUGGAGAUCCUGCUGGACAGUAUGGUUCAGUCGAGUGGUUGUCUUAAGUGGAGAGACAAUUCGCCACAAAAACACAUCAAAACGUUAAACUUUCUCCUCAGCAAGUUUCGCGAACAGUAUCUGCCAGUCUUCUGCCCUAGCUUCGAUUAUUCCACAUCGAUUUACGAACCCAAAUUGGAUUUACCUGCGAUGAGAAACAUUUCCAAGCGUGAAGAAGUGAUGAGCUCUUGUGUUGUAGUCCUGGUGAUCUGGAUAGCGAAAUACACCCACGAAAGGCAUGUCAGUGCCAAACUGGAUAACGUUCAAAUCGACGAGGAAGGCAUCGGUGAAAAUGCAUCGCUUCUGUCAAAUCUGCGGCACAUGGGUUACACCCAAACACAGCUGAUGCGAGAUGUUCUGUAUUCAAGCCGAGAAACGAUAAACUUUGUCCACGAGAUCUACCGCCAGGCGUUCUUGAUGUCGUUCACAUCGAAAAGUCAAAUUGAAGCGAUGCGCAUCGCCAUAUCCGUCUAUCGGGACUGGAUGAGUACAAUUCCACCGCCACCGUUUCUGCUGGAACCGGACUCUAGUGAAGCUUCCUUGAACAGCAGCUCCGGUGAAUUGCAUCAGGGGGGACGUCCGAGCAGUCAGCGACUGCGAACGGACUCCUAUCUGGGAGCGAUUAGCAAGGAGAACAUUAUGAUACGAGCUGGACUGCAGAAUGUUCUGCAGGUGUUUGUGACGAACGCAGUGAACGUGUUUAUGGUCAACACGGCACACCUAAACAUACAUUUUCAAUCGAAGACCAACAGCGAUGGGUUCGCCACUCCGCUGGACGAACAAACGGACAUCUGCAAGCGGGUGCUGAACAUUUAUCGAACGAUGGUGAUGAAAACACGUAUGGAAGGCCGCACCUGGGAGCAGUUGCUCUUGGUUUUACUACAGGUAACAUCUGUAAUCCUCCAGAAUUCCCCUCCGAAUGCAAAGAAAAACAACCUGGGUGGUCGGUUGGCUCAGCCGAUAUUUCAAACGCUGAUCGUCACCUGGAUAAGGGCCCACACGAACGUGAAUGUGAACCCCGGACUGUGGGAUAAAUUCCUCAAGGUGUUAUCCUCGUUGACGCACCGAGAAGAGCUGAUAGUCGAGUGGGACAAAACGAUGCAAACCCUGACGCGAGUACUAGCUAGACAAGUCUAUAAUAUCAAUCUGUCGGACUUGCCGCUGGAUCGGCUGGCGGAACAGAAGGGCAAGAGGAAACGCGGGACACCUUCGAACUGGACGCAAAGUUCGAAUGCGACGCAGUGCGAAAAACCGGACGGUUCGGUGGCACAGUGCAAUAGCAACGGGAAGAAUUCGGUGGAGGAUGCCGGUGGGGAGGAAAACAGAAUGCCCGGUCACGGGCAUGUGAUUAGAAGCAUUCCAGGUACUCCCUCACUAAACAGAAGCUACAGCGAAGGCAGUUUGGCCCCUUUCCGGAAGGCUCGAACUCGACGAAGAGUUCGGAACAAACAUCACUCACAGACCCAGCAGCAUGUAGCGUCGCUACCGAUGACCGUGGAACAUUCGUUGAAUCGAAUGUUAUCCAACACAUCCGGUGGGGGAUUGAGUAUUAGCAACGAGAACUUGGAGCUAUCCAGGUUUUCCCAGUGUGAAGAAUCAUUGAUGAUGGGACCGCCGACGAUUCGAAGAGCCUUAUCGUUGGACUCUAUACGGCCUCCGCCUAGCAAAGGUCGAAGUGCGGGAAAUGAUAGUGACAGUUAUAGGGGAGGAUCGAGAAGUCCCUCGCCUACAGCUUCCAGCGGAAUUGAAAGCGGUUCGAUUAAAGAUUCUCCCAUGCAAAUAGACGUUUUGACUGCUGACAGCUCAAGCAUUGAUACACAGGAUGAAAAUAGUGCUGUAUCAGCUGACAGAAGAUCCAUUCUAUCGGGUGGAACGGCACGGGGAUGGUUACCCGACGUGGCAGCAGUUAUGUGGAGACGAAUGUUGGGCGCUCUUGGCGAUGUAAACAAAAUUUUGAAUCCCAAAUUGCACGCACAAGUUUUUCAGUAUCUCGUGAGUAUAACGGAAAGUUUAAUCAAGAUUCGAAUGAACCAAGGAAUUUCACUGGAUGGCCAGCCGGUUCCAGCACCUUCGGUGCUAGUACCUCCGAUUGCACUUGUUGCGCCCUGGUGUUACGGCGCCCUAACGCUAGAUGGCCAAUACAACCAGGGAAAGUUGUACGCUAUGCAAUUGCUCUGUACGAUAGUGAAAGCGGGUGCAUCGCUAGGAAACAAUCAACUUCCAUUGUUCUAUCAUGCUCUUCAUCAGGCACUUUCUGGGGAAGACCGCGCAAUGGCGUACACCGCUUUGAGGUACCUAGGUGGGCCGAGAUUUCUCAGUUUGUUACUGCCCGGUCAUACUUUGCUGUUGUUGGAUCUUGUGCAUGCAUCUACGAUCGUGUUAACUUCCUCUGAAACCGGACCGCACGCCCCCAGGUCUCAAGUGGCAGGACUGUUGGGUUCCUUACUGUGCUUUCCCAAAACAUCGCUUCCCGGACCAGUUCUGCAGCCUUCGGAACCGAACAUUGAUCUAAUGGAAUGUCCAGAUCUUCAGGAACAUGUACUGAACAUCGUACUCCGGUGUGCACGUCGAGAACCUACGGCAAAAGCAAGAUCGAUUGCAAUAGCCUCCCUAGGCCAAUGGAUUCUUCAGAAUCUCACCAAUCCGUCCGCGUUCCAAACAUCGCCCGGGCCGGAAGCGACCACCUUCAAGCAACGUAUUCCUCAGCAUCAUUCCAGCUCAACUUCAACUGCGUCUCGUGGUGAGGAACUUACCGUCAAUCCACGCAUUCGAGAAGCCUUCCAGGUGCUGCUACAAGCACUCCAAUUCAAGCAUCGUAUUAUCGCCCGGCUGGCCUCGGAAACACUUAAACUGUGCGCUGAACAGGGUAAACGCAUCGAACGAAUCGAUCGUUUACCGCAAAUUAUCAUCGACACGAUUUGUCUUUCGCUGGAAAUCCAGAACGUACCCCAUCCGAAGGAAUCCGAUAAGACCGUACUAACUUCUCUACUGCUGACGCUGGGGGAAUUCUGUAUGUCCUUUUCCGUGCAAACGCUCCAACGGCCUAAAAGCUCCGAAUCGGACGAAUCCCUUAUCGAGGUGGUAUUUAAAGUACUCCACAAAAUUGCGAUGGGUAUUCAGAACGGCGAGCGAAUCAAGCUAUUCACGACGGAUGAAGAUUUCGAUAUGAGCAUCACCGUAGAUGAUGUUCGGGAGCAGAAUUCGUCGAUGGAGCUCACCUAUCAAACUUCCGAAACAAUUGCCAACUGUCAGUCUGCGAUUCGUCUGUGUGCCAAAACGGUGGCGAUGCAUUUGAUCACCAAUCUGGGUCAUUUCCCUAUGGGCAUUGGAGCAACCCGACUCAGCUCGAUGGUUGAUGAACAGGAUGAUCUGAUCGGCAACAGCAUUAGUACAUUACAGCGGGAAAAUUCGCUUGGUAACCGAGAUUCGAUGGACCUGGGAGCUUCACAGGUAUUGGCUUCCCCGAACCUUCAGCUACUGAUGUUAAGUCCAGAAUUGGUGGCAAGUUUCAUCGAAUUAUCCGCCCUAAAGUUGCCAGGAGGAGGAGCUACAGCUGGUUUGAUAACGGCAAACAGGCAAGUGCGUUUGUUGCUAAGAGAUCUCAACGGUAAGGCCUGCUGGGAUGCAUCGAUACUUUACAAAGAGCCAAGUCUCAGUAGCAGCGAAGACACCAGCCGACAGUUGAAAGAAUCAUCACCAAAUAGUGAAAGACCCAGUUCAGCUUUUCAAUUCCGAACGGACGGAGGUUUUUCCCGAAUUAUGACCGGGGCAGUCGCUUCGAUUGAUCCCAUGAUGUCGACGAUCGGGCUACCGAUAGCACCGCUGCGGCACACUCUUCGUCACAGACCUGUUCAUCAGCUGCCAGUGGCUAAGGAUCUUGCACCAGACCUUGACCAAUUGGACGAUCUGUUGCAGUAUAUUGGCUACACCAGUCCGGAAUGUUUGGAUGCCUGUGGGGUACCACUGAAUACAGCAGGUCCAUCUCCGCUGGGUGCACCUCUGGAAGCUCAAACAAUUUCCAUUAUUCUAAACCAGCGAGCUCUUGAAACGGAGUAUAUUGUAAGACAAAAUGCUGCGGUAGGCCUUCUGAGUGAAUCACCAGCCUACAACGUUGGAGGUUCCGUAGCUUAUGCAUCCUUUAUUGACGAUAAUGUCCCGACAGCCGCACAGUUCGUUACUAGCGGAAUAAUGACGAGCAGGUUCAACACUUCCUCUACUGUGGAACGACUAACAAGCUCGAAUAGCGAAACGAAAUCAUUCCAGUUUGGUCGAAUACUUUUCAGCCAACUUGGUCUCGCUGGUUGGGAACGACGUAAACGUACGCACUUGUUGCAACGUACGGAUAAGCUGUUACGAGAGCUACGAAAUCUUGACAAUCAGAAAUGUCGCGAAACGCACAAAAUGGCCGUCAUCUAUGUUGCCAAUGGGCAGGAAGAUAAGGGUAGCAUUCUGAGAAAUUCAUGCGGAAGUAGCACUUAUGAAAUGUUCGUUUCGGCACUCGGUUGGGAAGUGGAGCUGGAGUCGCAUAACGGAUUCUUGGGAGGUCUACCGAGACAAGGCUGCGGUCAAACCGCUCCGUAUUAUGCGACUCCCUUUCUGGAGGUUAUCUAUCAUGUUUCGACCCGAAUGCCAUCCGAUAGUUCUGAGGCUAUUCUGAAUAAAACUCGCCAUCUGGGCAACGACGAAGUUCACAUUGUGUGGAGUGAACACAACCGCGACUACAGACGGGACAUUCUACCAACGGAGUUCUGUGACGUACUGAUUGUGAUCUAUCCGAUGAGAAGUGGACUAUUUCGGGUGACGAUCAACAAGAAACCAGACGUACCAUGGUUUGGACCUUUGUCCGACGAAAUGGUAGUGGGGGGAUCGUGCUUGGCUAGUUUAGUUCGAGCGUCCGCCAUCAAUGCGAGCCGGGCCAAGAGAACUUCGCUGCCGCUGUAUCAACAAUACUACGAGGAGCGUAACCGUUCGCUGGAAACGGUGGCGAUGCGGCAUCGUGAGAGCAACACCUUCGAAGAUUUCACCGCCCGAAUUUUUAGCCCCAUUCCUCCGAAGAACACUGUUACUGGGGGCGCGAAUGUGAGCUCACCCGGAAUUACUGGCGGAGCACCGCUGGCAGCUGCACUCAUCGAUCAUCACAGCCGGACCACGUCCAAGACUUGGAUCCACCAUCCGGAAAUCGUAGCGACCGCUCGUGAGGUCACUCAGCAAACGGUGAUGGCUUCGGUUUCGUUGGACCAGCCCUCGCCACGUCCGCUGCGCAAGCUGCACCAUCCUUUCAAGCCUGCGGUCACAAAACCACCCAAAACAGCGCCACCGCCUGUACCGUCGACAAUCGGUCUACAGACUGCUGCUGUUGCUGCAGUAGCUCAUCAUCCGUUCGGUGGUACCUCCGGUACACCACCCGACAGUCCCACCCUGCCCGGUCGGUCCAAGUUCAAAUGAGACUGGUGGUAGCUUCUGGCUAGUACUAGCAGCAGUGAAGAAGAUCUGUACAUCGCCACGGAGCACCAAAAGAAGCAGCAUUCGCCACCGCUUCGAAGUCCGCUUAUGGAAAAGGUGGGCAUUUCCGUUUGCUUUUGCGGCAAGUAAGCUCUGCGGAGCAUUUGCAAACGAAAACGUUUAACUUUUUCCCCAACUCCCGUAGAUGACGCAAUCUUACAAGCGAUAAAAAGAUAUAGCUUUAACGAAGGAAAUUAACUCUUGCUGACAAGGGCAGCACGGGAAACUAAAUCAAAACAAGUAUCAAUACUUACACAAUUGUGAGAAUUAGAGCGUCCAAUAUUUUUUUUUAUUAUUCACUUAUUUAUCAUUCUUGUUUGAUUUUAUUACUUGCGUUAAAAUUCUGUUGUAUUUAAUUUUAAUAUCAAAAUCGGCAGCACACGUAUCUCGGUCCGUUUUGAACCACAUCAUAUAAUGAUAACCUAGAACCGUACCGUUGCGGUCAAAAAUACUUUUACGUUAUUCUCUCCACUCUUUCGAAGUAUUAUUCAAAGUUAGUGUAAGCAGUUGAGUUAACUUAUUGUUUGACAAAGUCCCACGAGCUUGACAUACCUAAUAUAUUAACGCGAAGGAAGGAGGUUUAUGAGAACGAUUUGUUGGUUGUUGCGAAACAAAGGCAGGAUUGAAAAUACUGUUCUCGUGUCUCAAUUCCCGAUUGCAUUCGUUAUUUAUUAUUAAUAGAACUAAAUUAUAACAGAAGUAGAAAUGUGUCCUUUCCCUUAUACCUUUUCUAUAGUGUAAAGCUGUGAGGAAGCACGUAGAUAAGAACAAUUAAUAUACGCAAACACUUGAAAUAGGAAUGAGAACUACGACUAAUAUUUAAACAUGGGAAUGGUGACAGGAUAGAAUUAAGUAUGUAACAACAGCAUUUUUUGAUAUAAAGAAUCGGUAGGUAGGAGAAGUAAUGAGCUCGAAUUGGCGAUUUUUUACAAGUUGGAUCACGAACAGAGCAAAAAUACGAAAUGCUAAUACAGUUAAACGAUGUAAUAGUGGCUAACAGCCUAACAAGUUGACAAAUUUUUCUAAUCAGUUUUGUUUAGAACAAGAAGAAGAAAAAAAAAACCUGUAGUGGUCAAAGACGUUCGCUCUUAAUACAUUUCCUGAUCCUUACUAUUCAAAUAAAAUCAAAAAUUAUCAUACUAAUGAAGAAACCCGUUAUGGAGUUACUUAUUAA
Messenger RNA from Wyeomyia smithii (pitcher-plant mosquito), 7693 nucleotides. Its product is annotated as probable Rho GTPase-activating protein CG5521. The record is from RefSeq and is a predicted model, not a curated record. Gene Ontology annotation, molecular function: GTPase activator activity. Bases 232 to 6462 code for a protein of 2076 amino acids. NCBI's taxonomy places the organism in Eukaryota, Metazoa, Arthropoda, Insecta, Diptera, Culicidae. The transcript has 8 exons. Gene Ontology annotation, biological process: positive regulation of GTPase activity; regulation of small GTPase mediated signal transduction. Gene Ontology annotation, cellular component: nucleus; cytoplasm.